AUCGAGGUAAAAAAUCUCUACUUUUGGUCGCGAAGGUUCCCUACUAUCUGAGCAUUGAUAAUGUUGACGAACCGCCAUCUUGAAUGCAAGAUAAAGCUCGCACGUGCUGCGAAUGAAUAUUCAAGCAAGCAUUAAAAGUGGCGUGUCUACAGUGCGACACCAGUGACAUCUACCCCCUUUGGGCGAGCAAGCGUGGCUAAUCAAGGCACCAAAAGACUCACGCGUCACACGCGCGUGCUACACCACUCCCGUGCGGCAGCUAUUUCACUGAAAAAUAAUAGCAGCUCUCUGAUUCCUUCUCGUCGACAGAAAAAUGAGCAGUUCCGAGGAGGUGUCCUGGAUUUCGUGGUUCUGUGGCCUCAGAGGCAACGAAUUUUUCUGCGAGGUUGACGAGGAUUAUAUCCAGGACAAGUUUAACUUGACAGGAUUAAAUGAGCAGGUGCCACAUUAUCGUCAAGCGCUCGACAUGAUCCUUGAUCUGGAGCCGGAUGAUGACUUGGAUGAUAAUCCCAAUCAGUCGGAUCUGAUUGAGCAGGCUGCCGAGAUGUUGUAUGGCCUUAUUCACGCUCGCUACAUACUUACCAAUCGGGGAAUCGCUCAAAUGAUUGAAAAAUAUCAAGCAGGCGAUUUUGGUCAUUGUCCACGUGUCUAUUGUGAGUCUCAGCCCAUGCUGCCACUGGGAUUGAGUGACAUUCCUGGGGAGGCAAUGGUUAAAAGUUAUUGUCCAAAAUGUAUGGAUGUCUACACACCCAAAAGUUCACGUCACCAUCACACCGAUGGCGCAUAUUUUGGUACUGGUUUUCCACAUAUGCUCUUCAUGGUUCAUCCCGAAUAUCGACCAAAACGUGCAGCAAAUCAAUUCGUACCUAGGUUAUAUGGAUUCAAAAUUCAUCCGUUAGCCUAUCAGAUUCAACAACAAUCGGCGUCGACGUUCAAGGCGCCAAUGCGAACCCUCAACUAUAAUAACGGAAAGCGCUAAGACCAUUAUUCGAAAUUGCCUAGAGAAGUUCUUUUCAUUACACUCGUAAUACAAAUCCUAAUUUCGCCCCUAAGAAAUAAAAUAUUAUUUUUUAUAUAUA
This is a messenger RNA of Cephus cinctus (wheat stem sawfly), 1079 nucleotides long. RefSeq names its product casein kinase II subunit beta (gene CkIIbeta). The record is from RefSeq and is a predicted model, not a curated record. NCBI's taxonomy places the organism in Eukaryota, Metazoa, Arthropoda, Insecta, Hymenoptera, Cephidae. The coding region runs from base 314 to 979 and encodes 221 amino acids. Gene Ontology annotation, cellular component: cytoplasm; protein kinase CK2 complex. The transcript is spliced from 6 exons. Gene Ontology annotation, molecular function: protein kinase regulator activity.